This is a messenger RNA of Anolis carolinensis (green anole), 2311 nucleotides long. RefSeq names its product zinc finger protein 326 (gene znf326). The record is from RefSeq and is a predicted model, not a curated record. The coding region runs from base 212 to 1837 and encodes 541 amino acids. Gene Ontology annotation, cellular component: nucleus; DBIRD complex. The transcript is spliced from 12 exons. NCBI's taxonomy places the organism in Eukaryota, Metazoa, Chordata, Lepidosauria, Squamata, Anolidae. Gene Ontology annotation, molecular function: DNA binding. Gene Ontology annotation, biological process: regulation of DNA-templated transcription elongation.
CGCGCGGCCGCUCUCCAUAGGCCUGACGCUCCGCCGAGGGGUCGCUCGACCAAUCAGCGAGCCUCGACGCCGCGUGGGAGGCGGGAGCUUGGGACGUCUCUGCCGCGCCUCUUCUCUCUUCCGUCCUUUCUCUCAGUCCGCGUCGUCGAGCCUUUGCGGUAGCUGCAGCAACGAAGCGGGUGACGAGGAGCACCUUAGGGCCGUCGCCGCCAUGGAUUACGGGGAAGAAAUGGACCGUGACUAUGGACAUGGUGCCUAUGGUGGCCCAAGACCUAUGGACUCUUAUAUGAAUCAGUCAUAUGGAAUGGAAAGCCAUGGAGGUGGCGGUGGUGGAGGAGGAGGAGGUAACAGGUUUGGACCUUAUGAGUCUUACGACUCCGGGUCUUCUCUGGGUGGGCGAGAUCUGUACAGAUCUGGCUAUGGUUAUAAUGAGCCCGAACAAAGCCGCUUCGGAGGUAGUUAUGGUGGUCGAUUUGACAGCAACUACCGGAAUAGCCUUGACUCUUUCGGAGGUAGAAACCAGGGCGGGUCUAGCUGGGAAGCACCUUACUCACGCUCAAAAUUGAGGCCUGGGUUUAUGGAGGACAGAGGAAGAGAGACUUACUCUUCCUACAGCAGUUUUUCUUCACCCCAUAUGAAGCCUGCACCUGUAGGCUCUCGGGGGAGAGGAACGCCUGCUUACCCUGACAGUGGAUUUGGAAGCAGAAACUAUGAUGCUUUUGGAGGACCAUCAACAGGCAGAGGCCGUGGCCGAGGAUACAUGGGAGACUUUGGAGGCAUGCAUAGACCUGGAAUUGUGGUAGACUAUCAUAACAAACCCAGUUCUGCAGCUGUAGCUGCACGAGGAAUAAAGAGAAAAAUGAUACAGCAGCCGUAUAACAAACCAGGUGGGACAUUUAUCAAGAAACCCAAACUGACAAAACCUAAUGUGAAGAUGAACCAAAACAAACCUAAACCCGGGGCUUCAAGCAACAAAAUAAUUCCAGAGGAAAUGAAAACAUAUGACCCAGUUACAGAUGAAGACUUCAAAAAAGAUACCUAUGAUAACAUUUUUCAGGCCUUUGAAGGUGUCAAGCCAGAAGUCAAAAAUGAAGAAGAAGAAAAGCGCCGCAUUGAGGCAAGAAGGGAGAAGCAAAGGCGCAGGAGGGAGAAAAACAGUGAAAAGUAUGGUGAUGGUUACAGAAUGGCAUUCACCUGCUCAUUUUGUAAAUAUCGAACAUUUGAAGAAAAAGACAUUGAAGCUCAUCUGGAAAGUGCCGUUCACCAGGAAACUUUAGAUCAUAUUCAGAAAGUAACCAAAUUUGACAAAGUUGUGAUGGAGUUUCUUCAUGAAUGUAUGGUGAAUAAGUUCAAGAAAACUUCCAUGCGUAAACAGCAGACCGCAAGCCAAAUGGAAGCUGCUCUGAUAACUGAAAAAGAUGUAAUGGAAGGUGUCACACCUGAUGAUCAUAUGAUGAAAGUGGAGACCGUUCUCUGCUCUGCAUGCAGUGUGUAUGUCCCUGCACUACACAGUUCAGUUCAGCAGCACCUGAAGUCUCCAGAUCAUGCAAAAGGAAAACAGACUUAUAAAGAACAAAUUAAGAGAGAGAGCGUACUGACUGCUACCAGCAUUUUGAAUAACCCUAUUGUGAAGGCACGGUACGAACGUUACGUCAAGGGUGAAAAUCCAUUUGAAGUUACAGAUCAGAAUGCAGAGCAGCAAGAAGGAGAAGACAAGGCAACUGAACCUGUUGAGGAGGAGGAAGAGGAAGAGGCAGAAGCUGAAGAGGAGGAAGAGGAGGAAGCCGAAGCCGAAGAGCAGACAGACUUCACUCUCGACCAAACAGAAGAUAGUUAAAUACAAGAAAAUUUACACAAGUAGUGGAAAAUGCUGCUUUACAUUUCUGUCAGUGUGGCUAAGUAUAAAAUUUCUAGUAAUUAAAUACGAGGCUCUUGCUGUUACCCUUUACCCUUUGCAUGCAUUCCAUUUCAAUUGAAAAUGUUUUUGUGUCAUCUUUAUCUCUACUUAAAAUGAAGGUUUAAUGUUUUUAGUUCAGCAUUUUAGAUAACCCCAUCUUGUGUAUGUUUUUAAGAGUUGAUUUGUGAUAAUUAAGAACUGAUUAUAAUAAAAGUAGGAAGUUUACAUCAUUUCGGCACAAGAAUAUUUCAAGGAAACACGGCAUACGUAGUUCUAGGAUGCAUACAAUUAUGUUGUGAGUGUGGCUGUCACUUGGACUGCAUCACUCAAUGUAAAAUACGUGCUACAUCAUAUCUUGUAGGCUUUUUUGGUGAUAAAAUGUACUUGUUUGUAGCAAUAAAACAUUUGAAUAAU